AUCCUAAAAAUGAUUUACCCUUCCGAGGCCAGCCGAUGUAAUGGUUGUUCGACCCAAACCGACUUCCGAUGGCAUUUUGUAGUCUUGUUCCUCGAAUAAAAUCCACACACAAAGUAAAGAUUACUCUUCCAAAUUUCAAAGCUUUCUCCAUUUUAAAAACAUUUUCUUAAGAUUUCUCCGUUUUCACGACAAUCUAAAAUCCAUCUUCAUCCCCAGAUCAUACAAACUACAAACGUACAAUUUAAGAAAACAAAUUCUCAACUUCUCAUCAGCUGAUACAAUCUCUCAUCUGACCCUUAACAUUGUUCUUCAUGGUUGGGGUUGGAGGAGAGAUGAAGAGAUUGCGAAAUUACUAUUUAAAUCUUAAACACCCACAUAAUAAUCACAAUCUUAAUCAUAAUUAUAAUCAAUUUCCCACAUCAAUUUCCAUUGAAAAUCGAAGAAAAUGGAUCUUCCCACUUGCAAUUGGUUCAAUUUUCUCACUUUUUCUCCUUUUUUUAACAACCCUAAUUACAUCUUCAACUUCCCCUCUUUUUGCAUUGUACCAUUCUUCUUCUUCCUCCAUUUUUGUUGAAUCAAAGCUUCACCCUUUGCCAGUCGCUUCUUUGCCCCCUCCACCUCGAUUUGGGUACCUUAUUUCAGGUUCUUCUGGGGAUGGGAAUUCUCUUCAAAGAACUCUUCUUGCCCUUUACCACCCACUUAAUCAGUAUGUUGUCCACUUGGAUUUGGAGUCUUCCCUUAAUGAAAGGCUUGAUUUGGAAAAUUUUGUUAAAGAUCAUCCUGUUUUUAAGGAGUUUAAUAAUGUUAGGAUGAUUACUAAGGCUAAUUUGGUUACUUAUCGUGGUCCCACAAUGGUGGCUAAUACUCUUCAUGCUGCUGCUAUUUUGUUAAAGGAAGGUGGUCAUUGGGAUUGGUUUAUUAAUCUUAGUGCUUCUGAUUAUCCCCUUGUUACUCAGGACGAUCUGCUGCACACAUUUUCCAAUUUGCCGCGAGAUCUUAAUUUCAUCGAUCAUACAAGCAACAUUGGCUGGAAAGAGUUUCAAAGAGCAAAACCAGUCAUUAUAGAUCCAGGGUUGUAUCAGACCAAGAAAGCCGAUGUCUUUUGGGUGACGCAACGACGAAGUGUGCCCACAGCCUUUAAACUCUUCACAGGCUCUGCUUGGAUGGCUCUUUCACGUCCGUUUGUUGACUACUCCAUUUGGGGAUGGGACAACCUACCACGUACUGUUCUGAUGUACUAUGCAAAUUUUAUUUCCUCCCCAGAAGGCUAUUUCCAUACGGUGAUUUGUAAUGCGCAGGAGUUCCGAAACACCACUGUUAAUAGUGACCUUCAUUUCAUAUCUUGGGACAAUCCGCCCAAACAGCAUCCUCAUUACCUCACUGUGGAGGACAUAUCGAGGAUGGUUGAAAGCAAUGCUCCUUUUGCAAGAAAGUUUCACCGUGAAGAUCCAGUGCUUGACAAGAUAGAUUCUGAGCUCCUGUUGCGAGGUCCUGGAAUGAUUGUUCCUGGUGGUUGGUGCAUUGGGAGUGGGAAAAAUGGGACUGAUCCAUGUCUGUUGGCAGGAAAUACCACGCUUUUGAGACCAACAUCCGGAGCAAAAAGGCUGGAAAAACUUGUUAGUUCACUUCUGUCAUCCGAAAAGUUUCAGCAAAAUCAAUGUAAGUGAUGUGCUCGCUCCAUCAGAUUGGAGGAAUUGUUGUAUCAAUUGUAUCAUUAGUUUCAGACGGAACACAGUGGGUAAUUCUCACUCAGAGAGAGGAUCAUCAUGUUUUGCGGAUAAAUCAAAGGUAUCAUACUAGCCCCUGCUUGGCUGCUUGGCUGCUUCAACCAUGGUGUAUACAUAGUUUCGUUUGUUAUAUGAGGGUAGGAUCCAUAUUUUCCCAUUUUAUUCCGAACUUGCAGGAAAGGGAGAGGGUUUUGUAAUGAGCCGAAGCUUUCAGCAUGAAUCCUUUAUUUUUGAAAGGAGGCAUAUGUGGGAAAUUCUGGGUAUUGAUUCAAUGUUUGUUUGUACCUCUGCGUUCUACCAUUCCACUUGAUCUGAAUCUCAAAUGUUAGCCUUAGAUCCAGUGAAAUUCAUUAUUUCUGUCCUGUAAUGUAAUUAGGUUCAAUUCAUAUACUUCAUUAGUAAUGUGUUUUGUUUUGUAUAAUGUGUUCUUGUUAUGAAUCUGAAAUUGAGAUCAUUAGUAGUAGCUGUACUACAUGACCUUGCUAUGAACCUCAAAUGUUAGCCUCA
This is a messenger RNA of Amaranthus tricolor (Joseph's coat), 2234 nucleotides long. RefSeq names its product beta-glucuronosyltransferase GlcAT14A. NCBI's taxonomy places the organism in Eukaryota, Viridiplantae, Streptophyta, Magnoliopsida, Caryophyllales, Amaranthaceae. Bases 312 to 1667 code for a protein of 451 amino acids. Gene Ontology annotation, molecular function: glucuronosyltransferase activity. The record is from RefSeq and is a predicted model, not a curated record. Gene Ontology annotation, cellular component: membrane. The transcript is spliced from 4 exons.